Molecule: messenger RNA, 1377 nt
Organism: Thlaspi arvense
Lineage: Eukaryota; Viridiplantae; Streptophyta; Magnoliopsida; Brassicales; Brassicaceae
Source: the annotation of a GenBank genome assembly
AUGGUAAAUGAAAUAGGGACUUUCUUCAUGGAUAUUGUUAACUCUUCUCAUGCCUAUCCGACUGGGGGCACAUCAGUCGAUGAAUUCUGGUCAAACCCAAAGCGACUGGCAAGCACUUUGAAAAGUGAGAAUGAAGAAUCCUGUACAACAUAUAAUAUGCUAAAGGUCUCUCGCCACUUGUUUAGAUGGACAAAGGAAAUGGCAUAUGCAGAUUAUUAUGAGAGGGCCCUGACAAAUGGUGUCCUGAGCAUCCAAAGAGGAACAGAGCCUGGAGUGAUGAUCUAUAUGCUCCCACAUGGCCGUGGUGUUUCCAAGGCUAGAAGUGUACAUAGUUGGGGUAAACAGUUUGAAUCUUUUUGGUGCUGCUAUGGAACAGGAAUUGAAUCAUUCUCAAAGUUGGGAGAUUCCAUAUACUUUGAAGAAGUGGGCAAUGUUCCAGGAAUUUAUGUCAUCCAGUACAUAUCCAGCUCACUAAAUUGGAAAUCUGGACAUAUUUUGUUGAACCAAAAAGUAGAACCUGCUGUUUCAUGGGAUUCACACCUUAGAGUGACAUUUACAAUUUUGUCAAAAGAGAAGGGGCCAGGUGUGACAUCUACUUUGCAUUUUCGAAUACCAUUCUGGACUUACUCAAGCAGUGCAAAGGCUGUUUUAAAUGGUCAGGAUUUGUCACUACCACCUCCAGGAAACUUUUUGUCAACCCCACCACAAAAUUGGAGUCCUGGCGAUGAAUUGACUCUUGAAUUGCCAAUGGAUCUGAGAACUGAGACAAUCAAAGAUGACCGGCCGGAGUAUGCUUCCCUUCAGGCAAUCUUUUAUGGGCCGUACCUACUUGCUGGUCUGACCAGUGGAGACUGGGACAUCAAGAAAGACUCAUCUCUUUCCUUGUCCGACUGGAUAACACCAAUUCCUGCAGCUUACAAUUCCCACCUGAUCUCACUCUCUCAGCAAUUCACAGAUUCAAAAGUAUUAGUCCUGACAAAUUCCAAUCUCUCAAUCACUAUGGAUGAGCUACCCAUGCCCGGCACAGACUCUUCUGUGCAUGCCACUUUUAGAAUCAUCUUGAAAGACUCAGAUCCCUCAGAAUUUUCAAUACCUGAUCAAAUAAUUGGGAAAUCAGUAAUGCUGGAACCCUUAGAUUUUCCUGGUAUGGUUUUGACACAUCAAGGAAUGGAUAAAGGUCUCACCAUUGCAGAGUCCGGGGAUGAAAAUGGCAUUUUCAGGUUUGUUGCUGGGCUGGAUGGAAAUGAUGGGACGGUCUCCUUAGAGUCGGCGAGCCAGGAAAGUUGCUUUGUUUAUGGUAGUUCAAGCCUCAUGCUCAAGUGCAAUCCUGGAUCAUCUGAUAAUGAAUUCAAGAAGGCAGCUACCUUUGUAGUGUAG